CACUCCGGAAUUUGGUGUGCGUGGUGGUGGCGAUGAUGUUUUGACUGCCGCGUCCAAUUUGUUGCAUUUUUCCGGUGCAAAAGUUGAGAUAAAGUGCGUAAAAAUACUGAAAAGCUGCGCGCGAUCACGUUGCGCAGCGAUUGAACCAGGCAACGUGCCAAAGUCCAACGGAAUUGGUCCGCAAAAGUUGAGUUGAAAAUUUCGGUAUUUUUUUUUUUGGCUGCCCCGCGAAAAUCAAUCAUCGAUUCCACCCCUGAAAGAGAACCGUCAUCAUCGUCGUCGCGCGUCGCCAUCUACUUUUCACGAAAUGUCUGUGCAAACGUCGUCGCCGUCGCGAAAGAAAGGAAAACAGUGAACCCGAAAAGUGAGCGACGGGUUUUCGCGGAUUUUCACGGUGGUCAUUCGGUCGCCGGAAGUGGAAACCGGUGGCAAAGUGUGCGUCCCGCUACCGGGCACCGUUUGCGACUGUUUGUCGGGUCGGAUCGUGGGGGGAAAGUGGUGAAAAACAGAUUUUUAAAAACUGAUAAAAGUUAGUUUUUGGUGAUUGAGGAAAACCGAAAAGAUACACACGCAAAUUCUGUCAUUAUCCAAGAGGAAUUGCCAGAACCAGCAGCAGGAGGAGGAGGAGAAGCAGAUUUGGAAGCAGGAGGAACAAGUUGAAGACACCUUUCUGCAAUUAUGGAACGAAUGGAGGUGGAUGAUUCGGUGGUCGACUUGAGUGUCGGAUCCGGUCGCGAUUCACUGUCCAUUACACCGGCCACGGCGCGCGAUCUUCGUGCGCUCACACAAAACUCGGGUUUGACGAUAACGCCAGCACUGCCUCCGUCAACGGCAGCCGCUCCAUCGCCGUCUUCCGCUCAGGCAGCCCAGUCAGCCACGUCCGGAAGUACUUCCCCCGUGCCGGGAAGACGCGUCCUGCGACCUCGUACGGAGCCAAAGUCGUACGCUGAAACGCCGGACAUUGUGCUGCUUCCGGCAAAGGUAAACGGAAGGUCGUACAACGGAGCCGCAGCUGCGGCCUUGUCCGAGUCCGAAGACGAUGAGAUGCCCGCGGCGCCGGUCUUCCCGAUCAAGGAGCUGACCGCGGCCGAAAUCUGGGAACGCGAGCGCGGCCUGCGCAAACUCCGCGAGGAACUCCGCAGCGAAGAAACCAAACUGGUGCUACUGAAGAAGCUCAAGCAGUCCCAACAGGUCAUGAUGAAGGAGAACCUGAUUGUGACGCCCAGCAAUGCCAACGCCAUGACCAACAACCCGCUGGCCGGCAUUCCGGCCGCUCUGACGAAGGGUUCGCUCAGCGUAACGCCGACGAACGCGAUGCCGCUGCCGGCGCACUCGAAAUCUUCCAAGGCCGUCACGGCCUCCCCGGUCAAGUAUGAGAUCCCGAUCAACAUCACGCCGGUGACGAAACCUCCGCAGCGGCAGCCGUCCCUUCCGGGGGGCGCAACGCUCACGCCAAGCACGCCCGGCCAACGUCUUCCGAUGGGGUUGUCCCGUGCCGGCUCGAACCUUACCAUCACGCCGUCGGUAACGAUUACUCCCACCAACGCCCCGUCCAGCAGCAAGCAGCGCAAUCUGCCCGGUGGCUCGUCACUGAUGAUGGGAGUCAGCAAUUUAAUGGAUGCUACUGCUUUGAAGGUGCAGUCCGGCCAGAUUAGCAACUCUGUUUCGAUCACCCCGGCGCCGUCGAUUCCGGCCCAGAUUAGCUGCACCACGGUGGAACCGAUCUCGUUGAAGCGCGAUCGUGACUCGAUGCGGGAAGAUCCCCAGUCGCAGGCUCAGCGCCAGGCGGCCGCCAAACUCGCCCUCCGGAAACAGCUGGAGAAGACGUUGCUUCAGAUCCCACCGCCCAAGCCGCCACCGCCGGAGAUGCACUUCAUCCCGAACCCGAGCAACACCGAGUUCGUGUACCUGCUCGGGCUCGAGUACGUCGUCGACUAUCUGACCAAGGACAAAAAGUCGAGCCCGCCGCAGCAGCCGUACCGCUGCGCCCAGUGCAAGAUCGACUUCACCCCGGUCUGGAAAUGGGAGAAACAGGGUAAACGAGGAAAUCCCACUUUUCAGAAUACCCCAGUUGGCAAGGAUCCCAAGGUCAUCUGCGAGCAGUGCGUAACGAGCAACGUGAAGAAGGCGCUCAAGGCCGAGCACACGAACCGCUUGAAGACGGCCUUCGUGAAGGCCCUCCAGCAGGAGCAGGAAAUCGAGGCUCGGUUGGCCACCCAGAGCAGUCCAUCGCCGGUGGACAUCCGUCCGACGCCCUCGUCCACGCCGACCAUGCGCGAACGCGAGCUGCUCGAGCAACAGCAGCAACAUCAGGCGGCGUUGCAAGCCCAACAGGAACGUCAGGCUGCCCAGGAGCGCCAGCGGGAGCAGGAACGUCAGGCUCAACAGGAGCGACAGGCUCAAGCGCAGGCCAAGCGCCAAAAGGAGCAAGAACUGCGCCACCAGCAGCUCCAACAACUCCAGCAGCAGCAGCUCCAACAGCAGCUCCAGCAACAACAGCUGCAACAGCUCCAGCAGCAACACCAGGAGCAACAGCAGCAACGUCACCACGCCCAGCUACAGCACGCCCACCUGUCCUCCCAGCCGUCAAAGUCCAAGACGCCUACGCCGACGCCGCGUCCCACGCCGACCCCGCCCAGCCAGCAGACCCCACCGCCGUCGUCCAGUUCGCGCUCGAGCCGCCACAGUGCCACGGCGAAUGCCGCGGCCGAAGCGGCAGCCGCCCAGCUUACGGCGCUGGCCGGUCUCGGCGGGCUGGGUCAGCUGGGCGCGCUCGGUGGUCUCAACCCGACGGCGGCCGCUGCCGCGAUGCAGGCCUUCCAGCAGCAGCUGUUCAGAGGUCUUCAGCAGAAUCUUUCCUCCGGGAAUCUCAACAAUCUGCAAGCUCACAUGAUGCAGUUUUCGCCGCUGCUGUACUCGUAUCAACUGGCCAUGGCCCAAGCUGCCGCCUCAAUUUCGGCAGCCGGAAAGGGUGGCGGGGGUAACAACAGCGGCGGAGGCGGUGGUGGCGGAGGAGGAGGAGGAGGUGGAAACAGCAACUCGAGUGCCGCUGCCGCCGCGGCCUCGCUGGCCGAGAUGCAACGGGCGAUGGAGCUGCAGCGCCAGUAUCUGGAGAUGAUGCCCCAGAGCGGACAGGGCCCGAGCAACAGCCGCCAGUCGAACUGGAAGUCUUAAGAAGAAGGGGGAGAAAGUGAGAGGACUCUUUUUUUGUACUUUUAAUCAUCAUUUGGUUCUGAUGUUGUUUUGAACACACACACAGAUUUGUGAGGUGCGGAGGCGACCGUUAUUUUGUAGAAGUUUUACUCGGUUUAGCGUAUCGAUUGACUAUUUUAUAAGUACGCCCAAUGUUGUUUUGCUGGCAGGAUCGAAAGUGACGGUAGACGUUUAAAGUUUUACUUUUUAAACAAUGAGUGAGAUACAAUUAGUAGCGUUUUCAGCACACAAUCGAUUUUGUUUUUUCCUGUGUCAAUCAGGUUUUGAUUAUAUUAUUUAUAGAACUAAAGUUAAACGAGUGGGCGAGAAUCUAAGAAAAACGUACACCCUCCGGAUAUUUUAAGAAAUUGUGAAUUCAUAAAAAAAUAUGUUCAGACAAGACACUUCUUUGUUAGUGAAAUCAUGCUAAAUUUGAAAUAUCUAUAAAUAUCAACAAUCUUUGAAUUUUCAAUCGCUUUUAUAAAAACAAAUAAAAUGUUUGAUACGAACUUCAAAAUUCUUCGUAAGAAACUGCAAUUUAUCAAAAAAGAAUGUCAAGCAAAUUUAAUUAAGCAGUUUCAAAAACUUCAUGGUGAGACCAAAACUUUAACAAAUUUUUAUUUAAAUUAUGUUCACCUGUUUAAAUAAUCAUUGCUCAACUAAAAUUUAAAACAGUGGUAUUAUUGCUCAUAAUAAAACAUCUAAAUGCAACUUUAUCUGCAACAAAAGCUCCCUCGCCUCACAAGACUACAAAACUGAAAUAAAAUCAAAAGACUCCCACGGUUGGCAGGUUGGCUUUUGUUACAGAUGACAAGCAGCGAAGAUAUUUUAGAAAAGUUCCUUGCGACAGAGGCACCGACGACGGAUUAAUGAGAUCGGAAAUAAAUGACAAAACAAAAAUCUGGCAAUUUUGCCAAGGCAAGCAAAAUACGUAUUCAAAUUUUAAGCAAAUUGCUAUCUACGCCAAAACGAAGGUACCGCUCGGACACAAAACGUUGUCACAGACAAAUUUCAACGUUUUGUGUCCUUGCGGGCCCACGGCAAAACAAAUAAAGCAAAUCUUUUAAUGGAAUUUAGUGAUUUGUAUCUGGUUUGGUUUGCAUAUUUUGCGUGUAAAAGCAACAAGAAAGAGAGACGUAAAAAAACUAUUUUGGAACUGUAAAAUUUGUAAUUGAGGUUGAACGUUUUUGGACAACAAGAAAAAAAAACUUAAAAGAUUAUAGAAAUUCAGAGUUUAGGCGUAAAGUAAAAAAUUCUAACGUAAUGAUAAGGCAGCGAAACAAACAAACAAAAAAACACUAAAUUUAAGGCGAACGAAGAAACCAGCGAUAGCGAAAAUUUUAGAAGAUCUAGGGAAACGAAAGUUGUGAAACACACUCUUGUAGGUAUUUUCAGUUUUCAAGUUGAGUGGUGCGAAUCUCAGUUGCAAAUGUAAAAAAAGAAAACAAUUUCGGCAGCGAAAAAAAAAAAGAUUUUUAAGAAAAAUAAUUGCAAAUUGGUUCCGGUUCUCGUUUAAUUUGGGCCCCAGCAAGUGGCUGACAAAAGAUUUUCGGACAAUGAAAGCAAUUUUUAAGUGCUCGUAUCAUUUUUUUUUUAUUCUAAAGUAACUUAAACAAAUAAAAGAAUAACUGUUCUUAUCUUAUGGUAAGUGUAUUGAAACUAUUCGUAGAAGGUAAUUGGCCUUUCUGAAGGAUCAAUAAAAACCAUUGCAAUCCUAGAUC
Molecule: messenger RNA, 4913 nt
Organism: Culex quinquefasciatus (southern house mosquito)
Lineage: Eukaryota; Metazoa; Arthropoda; Insecta; Diptera; Culicidae
Gene: simj
Product: transcriptional repressor p66-alpha
Exons: 10
Coding region: 679-3174 (831 amino acids)
Biological process (GO): negative regulation of transcription by RNA polymerase II
Cellular component (GO): NuRD complex
Source: RefSeq, a predicted model, not a curated record